UCCUCAUAUGAGUGUGUGUUUGAUGGAGCGGAGCGUCAGUUCUCCGCGGGGCCGCAGAGUAAGCGCGCGUAUGUGUGAAUGUACAUCUACAUGUGUGUGUGUGUGUGUGUGUGUGAGCGGCCAUCAGCGUGCGCAUGCAGGAUCAGUGUGAGAUUACAGACUGAAGCGGACGGACCCCGAACACAAUGACUCUCCUGAGCUCCGAACACUCCGUCCUGAUCCGCAGCAAGUUCAAAUCAGUCCUCCAGUUGAGGCUCCAGCAGAGGAGAACAAGAGAGCAGAUCUCAGAUCAGGCCGUCAUGCCUCCCUUGAAGAGUCCGGCUGCGUUCCACGAGCAGAGGAAAAAUCUGGAGCGAUCCAAGAAUGGAGAUUACUUAAAGCACAAAAUCAGGAGUAGAUCUGAGAAAUCAGAGCUGGCCAACAUGCGGAUUCUACACGACGGUGAGGGUCCCACAGCAGACACACACUCCAGACUGAAGAGAGCCAGACUGACGGAGCAGAACAUGAGCCCGCUUCAGGAGGACACAGACACAGUGAAUGAUGGGCUGCAGCAGGACUCGUACACGUUCGAGGAGGACAGUAGCAGUGAAGAGUCGCUCCUGGAGAACAAGAGCAGCGGAUCCUGUUCACCCACAGCAGACAGCAGCCGUCAACACGGCUCUCAGAGUAAAGACGGCAGCUCUCAAAAUCAAGACGAGAACAUGACGAAGAGCCAGGAAAACCCACCGGUUCCCGUUCCUGCAAUAGUCAAGUCUAAGAUGUCUGAGAAGAACCGGCACAAGAAGCCCAAAGACAUGAAGCCCAAAGUGAAGAAGCUGAAGUAUCACCAGUACAUUCCUCCAGACCAGAAGGCGGAGCGUUCUCCAGCGCCGCAGAUGGACUCAGCGUAUGCGCGACUGCUGCAGCAACAGCAGCUCUUCCUGCAGCUGCAGAUCCUCAGCCAGCAGAAGCAGCAGAUGCAGACGCAGCAGACGCAGAUGCAGACGCAGACACAGCAGAGCUUCAGCUACCACACACUCGGCCCGCACACACACAAGCAGGUGAGUGAAGCGCAGGCCUCGUGCAGCUCCAGUGUUCACACCAGCACCAGCAGCAGCAGCAGCUCAUCAUCUCCAGAGAAGAACAGCUACUGCUCCUCCAUCAGCCCCGUCCGGCCCGCACCGCUGCCCACCAACCUGGAUGACCUGAAGGUGUCAGAGUUGCGUCAGCAGCUGCGUGUGCGUGGUCUUCCAGUGUCUGGUACUAAAACCGCCCUGAUCCAGCGUCUGCGGCCCUUCAGAGACUCCGGCUGCGGCUCUCCGUUGGGUCCCGUGGAUCCCAGCUCCUCCACAUUCCCAGCGUCCUCCUUCCAGCCUCCUCCGCCCUCCGCCGGCCUCCACCCGUUCUGCAGCUCCACUCCGCCUGUGUCUCCGGCCUCCUCUGAUCUCUCCAUCAGCGCAGACAGCUUCAGCGACGCCACCGUAUCACCGUUCGGCACGCAGCCGUCUCCGGCACACACUGAACACACACCGGACGCAGAGAAGGACAAGAUGCUGCUGGAGAAACAGAAGGUGAUCGAGGAGCUGAUGUGGCGGCUGCAGCAGGAGCAGCGGCAGGUGGAGGAGCUGCGCACACAACUGCACAGGCGGAGGCUGGAGCCGCACGCACACACACACACACCCUUCUGCAGCGCGGUGGUCAAGCAGGAGCCGCUGUCCUCCAGCUGUGUGGAGCUGCAGACGUCUGGAGGUGUGUGUGCGUUCCUCAGUCCGCAGUGUUCUCCGCAAGAGUCUCCGCUCAAUAAACCCUGCAGCAGCCCUCAGUCCACACACACAUCACCUGCGCACACACACCUGCUCACACACACACUCAACCACAACAACACCAGCGGCAGCCGGGGCAGCAUACAGCACCAGCAGAAGAGCUCUGCGCCGCCUCUGAGCUGUUCGUACUCGUCUGAGCAGAGAAGUGUUCAGCUUUACUGCAGUCCGUCAGAACACAGCAUCAGUUCCAGAGCUGCAGCCAAGAGCAGGAGCGCCGCACCGCAGAGAGAGGCUCGCUCCCCGUCGUCUCCCGCCAUCUUCUGUAGUUCAGAUUGUCCUGCAUCUGUCAGUAAGCGGCCGCCGUGUUACCAGGAUGCUGUGAAACAGCAGAUGGUGCGCAGUCAGCAGAUGGAUGAGCUUCUGGACGUCCUCAUUGAGAGCGGAGUUUCCCCGAGCGGCGGCCGCUUCCACAGACCAUACGACGCUCACACAGAUGUCCAGCUGGAGGCGCUGCUGCACCGCACACACUCUCAGACACACACGCAGACACACACAGACCCGAGCGCGCCGGCGGAGCUGCUGAUGGAGCCGCUGUCUCCCUCUGCUGGUAAGCUGGCGGUGCUGGAGGCUCAGGGUCUGGGUCUGGGCUUCUGCGAGUCCCCCUGGGAGAGCAUGGAGUGGCUGGAUCUGACGCCGCCGGGCUCCACCUUCCAGAGCGCUGUCCCGCCCGCAGCCACACACACACACAACAUCUUCAGCUCCGAGUUCCUGGACGCGGCGGACAUCAGCCUCAACCUGGACCAGUGGUGAAGAACACACACACACACACACACACACACACACACACACACACACACACACACACACACACACACACACACACAAAUGGACACCACAACGGUUGCUAUGACAACUCGACAUUGCCAUAACAGGUCAUAAAUCUGUCAUCAACAUGAUCAGGCCAUUAUAACUGUGGUGAGUGUUAUAACAGCGUCAUCAUCAUAUUUCCUGAGCUCAGCAACAGUGGUACGAAUUGAAUAUCAUUAAAAUGUGAUUAAAUAUUCAUGAGGAUGCUAUAAAAAUGAUUUGACAGCGUAUUGACACUUUUAAUGAGAUUUUCAAGGACACCUUUAGUCUGUUCCACAGAAAAAAAUACUCAAAUUGAAUUUGUCAUUAAAACGUCAUUAAAUAUUAAGAGCACAGACACUUUUACUGGGAAAUUUGAAUGAAGAAGACAUAUAAACAGCACAUCGGUGGCUAUUAUAGCUCAACAAUACCGUAACAUAUCAUCAACAUGAUCUUCACCAGGACAUUAUUACUGUGUCCUAAUAUUUACCACAGCAUCAUUAAUAUACUCCCUGACAUUAAUAACAGUGGUACACAAUCAAUGUUAUUAAAAUUAAAUGACACAUUCAUGAACCUGUGAUCAAAUUAUUUGACGGCAGAGUAUUGACACUUACUGAGAUAUUUUAACAACAAAUUUAGUUUGUACUGGAUAUCCACUGCAACUGUUUUUGUUCAAAUUAAAUUUGUAAUUAAAACCUCAUUAAAUAUUCAUGACAUCACUACAAAAUAAUCUGACAGAGUAUAGAAACAUUUACUGAGACAUUUUAAUGACAAUUAAUGUAUCACAAAAAUAUAAAUAAAAAUUAAAUGUGUCAUUGAAAUCUCAUUAAAUAUUCAUGACGCUAUUAUACAAUGAUUUGACAGUGUUUGACACUUCUACAGAAAACUUUUAAUGUCAAAUUGAGUUUGUCCUACUGAAAAAAGUGGAUAUCCACUGAUAGAAAUUCUAAUUAAAUUUGUAAUAAAAUGUAAUAAUAACAACACUAUCAUUUGAAAGCCUAUUGACACUUUUACAAAGAACAAAUUUUUUCCUCUGAAAAAUAUUCAAAUUAAAUUUGUCAUUUGCAUCUCAUUAAAUAUUCAUGACAUGGUACUAAUUAAGUAAAACUAAUUAAAUUUGUGGCGGCGCGGUGGCGCAGUGGGUAGCAUGUUUGCCUCACAGCAAGAAGGUCUCUGGUUUGAGUCUCGGCUGGGUCAGUUGGUGUUUCUGUGUGGAGUUUGCAU
Molecule: messenger RNA, 3812 nt
Organism: Danio rerio (zebrafish)
Lineage: Eukaryota; Metazoa; Chordata; Actinopteri; Cypriniformes; Danionidae
Source: RefSeq, a predicted model, not a curated record